UUAGCCCUAUCGGUGAGAUAUUUCGUGCCCGCACUACGACAGUUUACCAGCCCUUGUCAACUGUUGUACGAUCGAUUGGUUUCACAGCCUGGCCUGAUUCUGCUCUUCAGAGUGUUGCAGAACGUUUCUUAGACGAGCUGCCAGAGUUGGAGAUCAGCAAGGUUCUGGAGCAGGGCAUCGUGACAACAUUCCAGUACAUGCACCAGAGCGUGGUUACGGCCAGCGAGCAUUACUUGCAGGAGUUAUCUCGACACAACUAUGUGACCCCGACCUCUUAUCUAGAGCUGCUGCAGAGUUUCGCUGCCAUGCUGACCAAGAGGAAGGCUGAGAUGCUGCAGAGUAUCUUACGACUCCAGACUGGUCUAGACAAGUUGUUUAACACUGCAGAGAUGGUGAAGGUGAUGCAGAAAGAGUUGGAAGAGAUGAAGCCUCAACUGGAAUCUGCUCAGGUUGCAGCUCAAGAGAUGCUAGUGGAGAUUGAAGGAGACAGGGAGGUGGCAGAGAAGACUCGCCAGGAGGUGGAGGUCCAGGAGGCAGACGCAGCCCAAAUGGCAGCUGAAUGUCAAGCUAUUGCAGAUGAUGCCCAGGCUGACUUAGAGGAAGCAAUGCCAAUGCUACGUGUGCUGCCGAGGACAGCCUCAAGGCCCUCAACAAGAAUGAUAUCACUGAGGUUGGCGGGCUCUAAGCCGGGAGAGAAGAGGCGCUCAUCGCCAAACUCGAACCCUACAUCAACAACCCCCAACUUCCAACCAGCAAAAAUCAUCACUGUGUCGAAAGCGUGUACGUCGCUGUGCAUGUGGGUGCACGCCAUAUACAAGUACUACUUUGUGUACCGUGCAGUGAUGCCGAAGAAAGCUGCGCUGGCAGUGGCCAAAGCAAAAUUGGAUGAAACUGAAGCUGUUCUUGCCCAGGCUAAAGCCAGAAUGCAACAGGUGAUGGACAGAUUGGCAGUGCUGGAACAGACACUGCAGGAGACGAUGGACCGCAAGAACGAGCUGGAAGCGAACUCCCGGUUAUGUGAAGAGCGCAUGAACCGUGCAUUCCGAUUGGUGAAUGGAUUGUCAGAUGAGCGUUCUGCGCUGGAUACAGACCAUCGAAAACAUCAACGAGAAUAUGAAGACUACCGACGCGCUCUGUUGGAGGACUGGCACAAUGUGGUGACGAAUGCUGGAGUCCCCCACACUGCAGACUGUAACCCUGUGUCCACACUGGGAGACCCAGUUACUAUCCGCAUCUGGCAACUGGACGGUCUGCCCAGAGACGUUCUGUCCACAGAGAACGCCGUCCUUGUCUUCAACUCCAAGCGAUGGCCCCUGUUCAUCGACCCACAAGGCCAGGCUAACCGUUGGGUUAAGAAUAUGGGCAAGGCACAGGGGCUGACCAUAUGUAAGCUGACAGACAGGGACCUGAUGCGCUCUUUGGAAGGUGCGGUCAGACUCGGGAAGCCCAUGCUGAUAGAGAACGUAGGCCUCGAGCUGGACCCUGCCCUGGAUCCAGUGUUGACCCGACAGACUUUCGUCCAGAGCAGCCAGGUGGUCAUCAAGUUAGGUGACGUCAUUGUACCCUUCAAUUCGGACUUCAGGACUGUUCCUCACCACCCGGAUGGCCAACCCCCACUAUACUCCUGA
Molecule: messenger RNA, 1628 nt
Organism: Homalodisca vitripennis (glassy-winged sharpshooter)
Lineage: Eukaryota; Metazoa; Arthropoda; Insecta; Hemiptera; Cicadellidae
Product: dynein axonemal heavy chain 1-like
Exons: 12
Coding region: 198-1628 (476 amino acids)
Biological process (GO): microtubule-based movement
Cellular component (GO): dynein complex
Molecular function (GO): minus-end-directed microtubule motor activity; dynein intermediate chain binding; dynein light intermediate chain binding
Source: RefSeq, a predicted model, not a curated record